UUGUACGUUACUGAGAACUGUCUGGGAGAAUGCGGAAAUUUAGCCGAAUGACGAGGGACAAUAACAACUGUCAGAAACCUCUUUAAUUUAAAAUGGGGAUCGCAAAGUUGGCAAAAUUAAUUCGUUCUGAUGCGCCAACGUCUGUGCGCAACAAAGAGAUCGGCGAUUAUUCUGUAUGUUUUUGUGCUCCAGGGAAGAUUAUCGCACUGGAUACGUCUAUUGUGUUGAAUCAGUUUCGCUCAGCUGUCCCCGGCCAUCUGAAGCUAAGCCCUCUCACAGGCCUGUUUUUCCGCACUCUUACUUUCCUGGAGCAUGACAUUAAACCUGUCUUUGUAUUUGAUGGCAGGCCUCCCAAUGAAAAGAGAGCUGUGCUGGAGAAAAGAGCUCAAAGCACAGGCUGGAGCAGCUCACCGAGUUCAAACACAGUGUCCUCCUUUACACAAGACUGCCAACGUCUUCUAGUGCUCAUGGGUGUACCUUGUAUCAGGGCUCCAGGUGAAGCAGAGGCACUCUGUGCCCACUUGGUUAAAAGUGGCGCAGUUAAUGCUGUAGCCUCAGAGGACAUGGACACACUAGCGUUUGGGGGAACUGUUCUUCUACGCCAGCUUAAUUCAAAGAAAGACAGUGAGGUGUCAGAGUACUCCUUGCCAAAACUAUUGGAAGCUUUACAGCUGACACAUAAAGAGUUUGUUGACCUAUGUAUCUUAUUGGGCUGUGACUACUGUGAUAAGAUUCGGGGCCUCGGGCCAAGUCGAGCACUAAAGCUUAUAAAGGAGCAUCAUACAAUAGAGGGUGUGAUGGAACACGUCAACAGAAAGACACACCCUAUCCCUUCUAACUGGGAUUACAAGGCUGCCCGCAAGCUGUUUUUUGAAAAGCCACAAAUUGAUGCCCCUGUACUGGCUUGGAAUGAGCCUGAUGAAGAGGGCCUGGUGCAGUUCCUAUGCCAGGAGAAACCUUUGAAGGAAAUAAAAGUGCGGGGACGCAUUCAGAAGUUUCGUGAGUCUCUCUUAAAGAGAAGGAAACAGAGGGAGGUGGAUGACAAGAUGGGGCCAACUAGACAGUCACGUCUUGAGGAAUUUUUCCCUGCAGCACGGAGGAGAAAGGCAGAGUCUACAGUUGUUGGAAGAUCUGGUGGCACAAAACGAUUAAAGACUAAAUAAAACACAGUGUUGCUUGAACCAUGUCUUCAACCGAACAGUCUGAAAUUUAAUGGCAGUAUCUGAUGAUGAAGAUAAAGCAUGGAUCUGUUUUGGAUGCUAACUUUCUGAAUAAUUAGAUUUUUAUCAAAAAGCAACAUAACAUAAAACCAGUGCCAAGAGAAAAUAUAUUUUACAUUUUUGUUUGUAUCAUGCAAAAAAAAAAAAAAAGGAACAACUUUUAUGUUUGGUAACCUGAAUUAGAUUACAGUAAAAUACCAACACUAUUUUUUAAACUAC
Myxocyprinus asiaticus (Chinese sucker) is the source of this 1439-nucleotide messenger RNA. Its product is annotated as probable flap endonuclease 1 homolog. Gene Ontology annotation, cellular component: nucleus. NCBI's taxonomy places the organism in Eukaryota, Metazoa, Chordata, Actinopteri, Cypriniformes, Catostomidae. The transcript has 11 exons. Bases 93 to 1163 code for a protein of 356 amino acids. The record is from RefSeq and is a predicted model, not a curated record. Gene Ontology annotation, molecular function: magnesium ion binding; 5'-3' exonuclease activity; RNA-DNA hybrid ribonuclease activity.